Molecule: messenger RNA, 2832 nt
Organism: Corylus avellana
Lineage: Eukaryota; Viridiplantae; Streptophyta; Magnoliopsida; Fagales; Betulaceae
Gene: SUS4
Product: sucrose synthase 4
Biological process (GO): sucrose metabolic process
Molecular function (GO): sucrose synthase activity
Source: RefSeq, a predicted model, not a curated record
AUCUGUGCAUUUCUUUCAUUCUUGGCAUUCUUGCGUUUCGUGUGUUUGGAAGAUCUGCGUUCAUUUUGUUUGUUUGUUUUUUUUUUUUCCUCCUCCUCAAGUUCGUCGCAUAUUCUUUUGGCAUUGUUGAUUUCUAGGUUUUUUGAGAAGUUAGGCAUGGCGGAAACUGUUCUGACCCGCGUCCACAGCCUCCGUGAGCGCUUGGAUGAGACUCUGGCUGCUAACCGCAACGAAAUUGUCGCACUACUGUCAAGGAUCGAGGGCAAGGGAAAAGGUAUUCUGCAGCACCAUCAGCUUAUUGCUGAGGUGGAAGCAAUCCCUGAGGCCACCAGUAAAAAGCUUCUUGAAGGGGCCUUCGGUGAAGUUCUUAGAUCCACUCAGGAAGCCAUUGUUCUACCUCCAUGGGUUGCCUUGGCGGUUCGUCCAAGGCCUGGUGUUUGGGAAUACAUCAGGGUGAAUGUCCACGCUCUUGUGGUUGAAGAGCUGCGUGUGCCCGAGUACUUGCACUUCAAAGAGGAACUCGUUGAUGGAAGCACCAACGGGAACUUUGUGCUUGAGUUGGAUUUUGAACCCUUCACUGCAUCUUUUCCCCGCCCAACUCUUUCAAAGUCCAUUGGGAAUGGCGUGGAGUUCCUUAACCGUCACCUUUCUGCAAAGCUCUUCCAUGACAAGGAGAGCAUGCACCCUCUGCUUGAAUUUCUCAGAGUUCACUGCUACAAGGGGAAGAAUAUGAUGGUCAACGACAGGAUUCAAAACGUAAAUGCUCUCCAAUAUGUUCUUAGGAAGGCAGAGGAGUACCUGUCUACACUGGCCCCUGAAACACCAUAUGCUGAGUUUGAGCACAAGUUCCAGGAGAUUGGUUUGGAGAGAGGGUGGGGUGACACUGCUGAGCGCGUACUUGAAAUGAUCCAACUUCUUUUGGAUCUUCUUGAGGCUCCUGAUCCUUGCACCCUUGAGAAAUUUCUUGGCAAAAUCCCUAUGGUCUUUAAUGUUGUAAUUAUGUCUCCCCAUGGGUAUUUUGCACAGGAUAAUGUCUUGGGAUAUCCUGAUACUGGUGGACAGGUUGUCUAUAUCUUGGAUCAAGUUAGGGCCUUGGAGAGUGAGAUGCUUCUUCGUAUCAAGCAACAAGGCUUGGAUAUUACUCCUCGUAUCCUCAUUGUCACACGACUCCUCCCUGAUGCAACUGGAACCACAUGUGGUCAGCGUCUUGAGAAAGUAUUUGGGACAGAACAUGCAGAUAUUCUUCGUGUUCCCUUUAGAACAGAGAAGGGGAUUGUCCGCAAAUGGAUCUCAAGAUUUGAAGUUUGGCCAUAUCUUGAGACCUACACCGAGGAUGUUGCACAUGAACUUACUAAAGAGUUUCAAGGGAAGCCAGAUUUGAUAAUUGGAAAUUACAGUGAUGGGAACAUUGUUGCCUCAUUGUUAGCACAUAAAUUUGGGGUUACACAGUGCACCAUAGCCCAUGCCCUGGAGAAGACAAAGUAUCCUGAAUCUGACAUUUACUGGAAAAAUUUGGAGGAGAAGUAUCACUUCUCUUGCCAGUUUACUGCUGAUCUUAUAGCCAUGAAUCAUACCGAUUUCAUUAUCACCAGUACUUUCCAAGAAAUUGCUGGAAGCAAAGACACUGUUGGUCAGUACGAGAGUCACACUGCUUUCACCAUGCCGGGACUCUAUCGUGUUGUACAUGGAAUUGAUGUCUUUGAUCCCAAGUUCAACAUUGUUUCACCUGGAGCAGAUAUGAGUAUUUACUUUCCUUACACUGAGAAGGAAAAGAGGUUGACAUCCUUCCACGCUGAAAUAGAAGAGCUCCUUUACUCCUCUGUGGAGAAUGAAGAACACUUGUGUGUCUUGAAAGACCGGAACAAGCCCAUCAUAUUCACAAUGGCGAGGCUCGAUCGUGUGAAGAACAUCACUGGUCUUGUUGAGUGGUAUGGUAAGAAUGCUCGUCUUCGUGAGUUGGUUAACCUUGUUGUUGUUGCUGGGGAUCGGAGAAAGGAGUCUAAGGACAAUGAGGAGAAAGCUGAGAUGAAGAAAAUGCAUGAACUUAUUGAAACCUACAAGUUGAAUGGCCAGUUUAGAUGGAUUUCAUCCCAGAUGAACCGAGUGAGGAACGGUGAACUAUAUCGGUACAUUGCGGACACAAAAGGAGCCUUUGUGCAGCCUGCUGUAUAUGAAGCUUUUGGCUUGACAGUUGUUGAGUCCAUGACUUGUGGAUUGCCAACAUUUGCUACUUGUAAUGGUGGCCCAGCUGAGAUCAUCGUACACGGUAAAUCUGGCUUCCAUAUUGAUCCAUACCAUGGUGAUCAAGCUGCCGAGCUCCUUGUUGAUUUCUUUGAGAAGACUAAGGCUGACCCUUCUCACUGGGACAAAAUCUCUCUGGGAGGUUUGAACCGAAUCCUUGAGAAGUACACAUGGAAGAUUUAUUCUGAGAGGUUGUUGACCCUGACUGGGGUGUACGGCUUCUGGAAGCAUGUGUCUAACCUUGAUCGCCUUGAGAGCCGCCGUUAUCUUGAGAUGUUCUAUGCUCUCAAGUACCGUAAGCUGGCUGAGUCUGUUCCUCUUGCUGUCGAGUAAAGAAAAUUCGAAGAUGCUAAUAAAGGAGGAAGCACUGGGCUGGCACUAGUGAAGUUUUUUUUUCUUUUUUUCUUUUUUCUUUUUUCUUCUGGGUUUUGAGGAAUAAUGUCCCUUAUUUUUGAGGAAGCACUGGGCUCUGGGGCAAGGCCUUUUAUUUUCUUCUUUUUUCUUGAUGCUUGUUGGAUGUAUUUGAACAUGGGUUGUUUAGCCCAUCAAAUAUCAAUUCAAUUCUGAGUGGUGACUUUGUUUGACUGCCUA